This is a messenger RNA of Eptesicus fuscus (big brown bat), 2407 nucleotides long. RefSeq names its product 2'-5'-oligoadenylate synthetase 2 (gene OAS2). Gene Ontology annotation, cellular component: membrane; cytosol; nucleoplasm. The transcript is spliced from 11 exons. NCBI's taxonomy places the organism in Eukaryota, Metazoa, Chordata, Mammalia, Chiroptera, Vespertilionidae. Gene Ontology annotation, molecular function: 2'-5'-oligoadenylate synthetase activity; double-stranded RNA binding. The record is from RefSeq and is a predicted model, not a curated record. Gene Ontology annotation, biological process: negative regulation of viral genome replication; defense response to virus; regulation of ribonuclease activity. The coding region runs from base 28 to 2178 and encodes 716 amino acids.
CCGUCACCCCGGGAGCCGGCAGCAGCAAUGGGCAACUGGCUGUUCGGCGCCGGCCCAGAAACGGUGUACUCGGUACCUGCUCAGGACCUGGAUGACUACGUGCAGACCUCGCUGAGGCCGACGGGAGACUGUCAGAAACAGAUCGAUGAGGCCGUGGACAGCAUCUGCGCCGCCCUGCAGGGAGCCACGGCGCCUCCCAUGGUGACAGACGUGGCCAGAGGUGGCUCCUACGGCCGGAAAACGGUCUUAAGGGGCAACUCCGAUGGCACCCUUGUCCUCUUCGUCAGCGACCUUGAAAAAUUCCAGGAUCAGAAGGAAAGGCGACCUGAAAUCCUCAGCGAAAUCUGGCAGCGCCUGGGAGCUUGUCAGCUGGAAAGGAAGCUGACAGCCAAGAUGGAGAUCCAGAGGCCCAGCGGGGGCCUCACCAUCCGGCUGUCCACGAAACAGCAGAGCGUCACGUUUGACGUGCUGCCCGCCUUCGAUGCUCUGGGCUUAAGUGGCAAGCCCAGCCCCUCGACCUAUCGAGACCUCAAAAGAGCCUUGGACAAGGCAAGAGCCAGCCCCGGUGAAUUCUCAGUCUGCUUCACAAAACUCCAGCAGAACUUUUUUAACAACCAUCCCAGGAAGCUGAAGGAUUUGAUCCUCUUGGUAAAGGACUGGUAUCGACAGUGCCAGAAACGGUCGGAGCAUCGGUCCCUGCCAUCCUCAUAUGCUCUAGAGCUGCUUACCGUCUAUGCCUGGGAAGAGGGGUGUGGAGAGGAAGACUUUGAUAUCGUUCAAGGCCUCAGGACUGUCCUAGGGCUCAUCGAGCAGCAGGAGAAGCUGUGUGUCUAUUGGACAGUCAACUACAACUUUGAGGAUGAGACCGUCCGGAACGUCAUGCUGGGCCAGAUCCGAUCAUCAAGGCCAGUAAUCUUGGAUCCAACUGACCCCACCAAUAUGGUGAGCAAAGAUAAGACGUGCUGGCGACUGCUAAAAGAAGAAGCUGAAGACUGGUUAUCUUGUCCCAGCCUGAGAGAGUCACCUGGACCAUCUUGGAAUGUUCUGCCAGCACCGCUCCACGAGACCCCAGGCCACCACCUGGAUAAAUUCAUCAAGGACUUUCUCCAGCCCACGAAAACUGUCAAAAUUCAGAUCAAGACAGCGGUUGGCAUCAUCUCGAAGUUCCUUAAAGAAAUCUGCUUCCGGCACUCGGCCACGAAGGUUCAGAAGCCCAUCAAGGCAGGGUCGUCCGGCAAAGGCACCGCCCUCAAGACCGGCUCUGACGCCGACCUCGUGGUGUUCGUGGACUCGCUGACCGGCUUCCCCUCCCAAAGGGCUGAGCGGUACGACGUCAUCAAGGAGAUCAAACAGCAGCUGGAAGCCUAUCAGCAGCUCGCGGCCGAGCAGGACCUGGAAGUGACGUUCGAGAUCUCCAAGUGGGAGGCUCCCAGGGUGCUGAGCUUCUCUCUGAAAUCCAAACAUCUCCCCGGGCCUGUUGACAUGGAUGUGCUGCCGGCAUUCAAUGCGCUGGAGAAGCUGGGACCUCUCUGGAGAGUCUACACCAAGCUCAUCGCUCAGUACCAGCAGCACCCCGACACCCCGGGGGGCGAGUUUUCUGCCUGCUUCACAGAGCUGCAGCGAGACUUCGUCAGCUGCCGGCCCACCAAGCUGAAGGAUCUGCUUCGCCUGGUGAAGCACUGGUACAAGCAGUGUGAAAGGAGACUGAAGAAAAAGGGGUCGCUGCCCCCCAAGUACGCCUUGGAGCUGCUCACCAUCUACGCCUGGGAGCAGGGCAGUGGGGCCACGAGUUUUGACACCGCCCAAGGUUUCCGGACGGUCCUGGAGCUGGUCACCCGGUAUCAGCAGCUCUGUGUCUUCUGGACGGUCAACUACAACUUCGAGAAUGAGACUGUGAGGAACUUCCUGCUGAGCCAGCUCCAGAAACCCAGGCCUGUGAUCUUGGACCCGGCCGAUCCUACUGGCGACGUGGGCGGAGGGAACCGCUGGUGCUGGCAUCAUCUGGCGAACGAAGCUGCCGAAUGGCUGUCCUCUUCUCUCUGCUUCAAGGAUGGAACGGGCGGUCCCGUCCCAUCGUGGAAAGUGCCAACAGUGCAGACACCAGGAAGCUGUGGGGCCGGUGUCCGGCCUGUGGUCAAUGAGAUGUUCUCAUACAGAAGUCGUGGAAUCCUAGACUGACAAUGCUAGGAGAAACUUCUGGAGGUCACCUGACAAUUGCUUCUGAAGAAUCAGUUCACUGUGUAAAUGCGUAUCCCAGAUCCCUUCCUCCCCCCGGCCCCCUUCCGGCUCCUUCCCUGGUUUCCCGGAUGCCUCUUCUCAUCAAGACUGCCUUGUCCUUCUCAGAAAGUCUCGUAAACUCUCGCCUUGCUGGGCUCUCACUCUGUGAGUGGCCUGCUUUAUUAAAAAU